AUGUCAAUCUCCUCCGACGAGGUCAAUUACCUCGUCUACCGCUACCUCCAGGAGAGCGGCUUCACCCACGCGGCGUACACCUUCGGCUACGAGUCCUACAUCCAGAAGACGUCCAUCGCGGGUACCGACCUCCCGCCGGGCGCGCUCAUCUCGUUCAUCCAGAAGGGACUCCAGUACCUCGAGCUCGAGGCCAAUCUCAACGAGGAUGGCACCGACGUCGACGGAAACUUCAGCAUGCUGAACUCCUCCGACCUCCUGUCCAAGCCCGUCGAGGAGCUCAAGAACAUCGUCAAGGAGAAGCGGAAGAGCGGCUCCGACAAGGACCGGGAGCAGGAGAAGCGCGUCAAGCGGGAGAAGCCGGAUGCCGAGACGGCCAACGGCGGGUCGACCCCGAUGGAUGACGCCGAGAUGGACGACGCGGACGUCGGCGCCGAGGCGAUCGACGACGAGGACGUGACCCGCCUGGAGGGCCACAAGGGCGAGGUGUUCAUCUGCGCGUGGUCUCCCGCGACGUCGCAGCUGGCGAGCGGGUCCGGCGACGCCACGGCGAGGGUGUGGUCGGUACCCGCGGGACCGUCGGGGCGGCGGGCGCAGGGAUCGCUGAAGGAGCCGACGGUGCUCGUGCACUCGCCCGUCGACGGAGGAGACGGGGACGGCGACGGCGACGGCGACGACGAUAAGGAGCGCGGGUUCGAGUCCAAGGACAGGAACAAGAACAGCAAGGACGUCACCACCCUCGACUGGAACGGCGAAGGGUCCAUGCUCGCGACGGGUUCUUACGACGGCUCGGCGCGAAUCUGGGACGCCGAGGGUAACCUCGUCAACACGCUCUCGAAGCACAAGGGGCCGAUCUUCUCGCUCAAGUGGAACAAGAAGGGCGAUUACUUGCUGUCCGGGUCCGUGGACAAGACGGCGAUCGUGUGGGACGCCAAGACGGGCGAGGCGAAGCAGCAGUUUGACUUUCACACGGCGCCCACGCUGGACGUGGAUUGGCGAAACAACGUGUCGUUCGCGACGUCGUCCAUGGACCACAUGAUCUACGUGUGCAAGCUCGGCGAGUCUAAACCCAUCAAGGCGUUCAAGGGUCACACGGACGAGGUGAACGCGAUCAAGUGGGAUCCCACCGGCACACUCCUCGCGUCGUGCUCGGACGAUUACUCGGCUAAGAUUUGGAGCCUGAAGCAGGACGAGUGCGUGCACGAGCUCAAGGAGCACACCAAGGAGAUCUACACCAUCAAGUGGUCCCCGACCGGCCCGGGGACGAACAACCCGGACAUGCCGCUGAUAUUGGCGUCGGCGUCGUACGACGCGACGAUCAAGCUGUGGGACGCCGAAGAGGGUAAAUGCGUGCACACGCUCCGGAGGCACACCGAGCCGGUUUACUCGGUCGCGUUUUCACCCGACGGAAAGUACCUCGCCUCCGGGUCGUUCGACAACAGGCUGCUCAUCUGGGACGUACGUAAGGGCGAGUUGGUGAAGACGUACAAGGGCGACGGGGGGAUCUUCGAGGUUUGCUGGAACAAGGACGGCACGAAAGUUGCGGCGGCGUACAGCAACAACAGGGUCACCGUGCUCGACUUCAAGCCGUGA
Messenger RNA from Micromonas commoda, 1590 nucleotides. RefSeq lists its product with no specific name. The record is from RefSeq and is a predicted model, not a curated record. Gene Ontology annotation, biological process: regulation of transcription by RNA polymerase II. Gene Ontology annotation, molecular function: protein binding; transcription corepressor activity. The transcript is spliced from 2 exons. Bases 1 to 1590 code for a protein of 529 amino acids. Gene Ontology annotation, cellular component: histone deacetylase complex. NCBI's taxonomy places the organism in Eukaryota, Viridiplantae, Chlorophyta, Mamiellophyceae, Mamiellales, Mamiellaceae.